Molecule: messenger RNA, 1977 nt
Organism: Darwinula stevensoni
Lineage: Eukaryota; Metazoa; Arthropoda; Ostracoda; Podocopida; Darwinulidae
Source: the annotation of a GenBank genome assembly
AUGGUGCGUGUGUGCGUGAGGACCCAGUGCGUGAAUAGGGAAAGCGAAGGGAAAUCUCAUGUUGAGACGGCCUCCGUCGCGUUCUGCACCUGCCCCACGCAGAAACCCCAUCCCAUCUCCGGCUCUCCAGUGAAAAUCCCCAGAGUGGAUCGUGAGGCACUGCAUCCUCCCGUCUCCCCGGGAUGUCGUCGUCGAAUCCCUCCAGUCCCCCCGGGAUGUCGUCGUCGGAUCCCUCUCGUCCCCACCCCGAACGAGCCCAGCAGCACGAGACGAAGAGGUGAAGGACGCACGGGCCUCCGAGACGAAUUCCGCAUUCCUUCCACGGGUUUCUCUCCUUGGCGGAGUAGAGUCCUGCGCGGGAGGUUAUUUUUUUUGGCCGGAGCGGGCUCGGGCUCAGGGACGCGGGUUCGGGCCGCGGCCCGUGCAAAAAAAAAACCUCCCCGUCCACGCCUCUACCAGGUUCAUCGGGAUUCGGGUCGCAUUCGCACGGAAAGCCGUCAUCCCCUUCUCGCGAUCCGGAAGGCCUGGAAGACCUGGAAGACCCGGCACGUCCAGGCCCUCCGACGGACCACCCUUCUCGUCCUCUUCCUCUCCUACAACGCCUACCUGGUCUGGGCCGUCGCCCUCUGGUCGCGGGGGGAGGAGAGCCUGGAGCCGUGCGAGGGACUCGGCCUGCUGCUCUCCGUCACCGGAGUCGCCUACCUCGCCCUCGCGCACAAGUUCCUCUUCCGAAGGAUUCUCGCCUUCGUCUGGGCGCGAGCCUCCACUUGGAAGGUCGUCGUCGGUCUUCGAAACGCAGCGAGAACGAGGCACGCUCGGUUGGGAGUCCAUCUGGCCCUCUUAUUGGGGAUCCUGGCGUUCCUGGUCGUGGACGGAUGGGACGAGCCCUUGAGGCUGGCCUCCGCCGGCGGCAUCUUCUUCUUCCUCCUCGUCGGGUGGCUCCUCUCCAAGCAUCCCGGGAGGUUCGUCCCAAACUCGAGUCGAAAUUCACUGCAUAGGACGAACGACGUCGAAGGAAUUGAGGAAUUCCACUUCUUGCUCCGCGACCUCUCCGCUCGAGACGGACCCGAUCGCCCCCGAUCGCCCCCGAUCGUCCCCGACUCGGUCCUUUCCCCGCAGGUGAACUGGUACCAGAUCUACUGGGGGAUCGUGUCGCAGUUCGUCCUCGGCCUGGUGAUCGUGCGGUGGGGGACGGGGAGGGAGGUCUUUCGGUGCCUGGGAGACAAGUUCACCGAUUUCAUCGCCUUCACGGAUGUGGGGAGCGAGCGGGUCUUUGCGUAUCUUUCGUCGGGGGAUCCGGGUCGGAACGUCACGUUGCCGCGCCUUUUUGCGUUUAAGACGCUGACGAACAUCUUUUAUUUCAACUGGAUCAUGGAGAUCCUGUACCACCUGGGGGUGAUGCAGUGGGUGAUCGUGUGGCUGGGGGAGCUCCUGCAGUUCCUCGUGUCCACGACGGCUGCAGAAUCCAUGAACUCCGCCGCCAACAUCUUCGUCGGACACAUCGUGGCAGCGGUCGCGAUCCAGCCGUAUCUCCCCCUCAUGACGCCAUCCGAGCUGACCGUCGUCAUCGCGGCCGGACUCGCCAGCGUCGCAGGAGCCGUCCUCGUGGCGUUCGUGGGAUUCGGAGCGUCGGCGGCCCAUCUGGUGUCGGCCUCCUUCAUGUCCGCCCCGGCCGCUCUCGCCUGCGCCAAGCUCCUCCACCCCGAGACGGAGGAGUCCAAGACCAGGGCCGAACACAUCUCCAUGGACGCGGGCCGUUCCACCCCAAAAACGCGUUUCUGCGCAGCUAUAAGAGGAGUCUUUCCGACCUCCCUCGGGCUCGGAUCCUUCUCCUCUGGUCGCGUCUACCAUGGAAAAGAAUGGAACCUCGGCCUCGUUCGCUUCGAAGAGGAUCCUCUCGGAGACUUCGACGCCCGCAUGACGAAGGUGAAUCGAGGAUCGCUCGGGCAUCGCGCAUGCUCGGAGUGCGUCGAUUAA